Prorocentrum cordatum is the source of this 1009-nucleotide messenger RNA. The record is from the annotation of a GenBank genome assembly. Lineage: Eukaryota; Dinophyceae; Prorocentrales; Prorocentraceae.
AAGUCACUUCGGCUCAGCUACGCCUCGCCUCUUCGACCGACCCGGCCGCGCUGCCUCGUAGGUAGGGCCUUCGCGCCCCUUUUGGAGCGAUGGUCCUCGUGGAGGAAAUUCUCGACGACGAAGAGGUGGCGCCCUCCGCGGGCGCGGCGAAGGCGAAGAGCCCAGCGCUGAGGGCCGGCUUCCUGGACAAGGCCAAGGACAAGCCCCUGUACCCGGCGGAGGGCUCGCCGGAGGGCCACGUGUCGCAGGAGACCCACAAGGCGCAUGCCGAGCACAAAAUGAAUAAUGACAUCCACAAGGGCAUGAACCGGGGUGCGCAGGACAACAACAACAUCGACCGGCCCGCCUGGUACACGCCAGACUGGCCGAAGGAUUGCCAGUACAACGCCCCAGGCUGCGUCCUGAGCGAGCUCGAGACGUCCGGGCACGCCUCGGAGUUGCACGCGCGAAUGGUCAGGGACAACAUACGCUGGAAGGAGUCCUUGGAGCCUGGCGUCAAGUCCAUCCGGCUUAGCUUCAUGCAGGCCACCGACGAGGACCUCAAGGAGGUCAUAGAGCGCCUGAAGGGCAAUUCGGAUGUGACGGAGCUGGAUCUCUCGCACAAUCACGUCAAGGACGCUGGGGUGCAGGCGCUGGUCGCAGCGCUGGCGGCUGGCGCUGCCCCGAACCUGCAGGAGCUCAAGCUCUACAACAACGAGUUCGGUGACCUCGGCCAGACGAUGCUCACUCAGGGGCUGCCCGUGUUUCGGAAGAAGCUGCAGGUCCACUGGAAGGAGCCUGCCUGGGCCAAGUUCACCAAGCCGGCAGGGAAAGACGAGGCGGUUGCGAAGGAGGAAUGAGCCCGUCUGCGACGUAGCAGCCUCGUUCUAGAAAGCUGUUCUUGCACGAGAGGAAUCGUCGGGUUCCAGCGUGCGUUCCGACUCCCGUGGUCAUCUGCUUAGCACUCUUGCGUCAGACCUGCACUUGCUCACACACUUACUGCACACUUGCCCUACUUGGUGAGAAGAGA